AUAGGUAAUGCACUGAUAAUGAUACUCAGAAGUCAGAUAAACAAGUAACCGUAUUUAUUACAAAUCCAGUAUCUUCGAAUCUCAUUCCGUUAAGAAGAUUCGACGGAUUUCGAAAUGAGACUGCUGACGUGCUUCACAACUUUUGCGCUGAUCGGCCUUCUGGUCGCCGCUCCCACCUCUAACGAUGAAGAUGAUGAUAAAAUUGUAGUAACAAAGGAGUUUUACAUCAAAGAAUUUGUUAAAUAUAAGGCAGAGCAUGAUAUAGUCAACUUGGUUGUACCUCUUAACUCACUCAAUUUUGAUGAAAGUGACUCUAGUUCAUCUGAAUCCAAUGAGCUAGACAGUGAUAUCAUAUUAUUCUUCGUUGAAGCUGAUGUCCAGCCAGACGGCAGCCGUGUAGAUCAAGGACUGUACGUCCUCAAGGAUGAUAAGGCCACAAAAAUUCUGGACUAUGGCAGAGAUGCCGCUGCGUCAGGCGACGACAGCAAAAAAGCUUUCUUCGGAGCUAAAGAUGGACUUUACGUGUACAACCCAAAGACAAACUCCGCUGACAAAUAUGGACCAAUCACGGAUAGCAUUAUUGCAAUCGACAUGGAGAAACUUGGUGAAGUAAUUUACAUUUUGACUGAGGAUCGUGACGUGUACAAAGUUACUGAUAACGGCGAGAAGAAAGAGAAAUUAGACGACGUUGUUAAACCCAAGCAAAUUGUUCUAGAUUUCGAAAACAACCUGUACUUCUUUUCCGAUGAUAAUGUACCAUACGUCCGCACAGCUGACGGUGUUAAGAAAAUUGAAGGUCUCCCAGAAGCCACGGGCACUGUAACCCUUAUUAAACCUCCUUUCUUCCUUGAUAAUGGUGCACCAGUUAUCAUUAAUAACAAAGUGUACCUUAUGUACUCUAACGGUAGUAGUGAAGCUACAGAUUUUGAAUUCCAACCUAAAGCGAUACCAACCGCUCUGGCCCCAGAAGCGACGCUCGUUCAAUACUAUGCUUACGACAAGAAAAUCUAUGAAUACAAUAUAUUAGCUUUAAUUAUAAGCUCUCUCGUAGAAGAGAUCACCGAUUUCCUCAAGAAACAAGCAACGGAAAUUAACAAUUUCGCCUCAAAGGAAACCAAUCUGAAGCGUAAAUUACAGCCUUCUGAAAAAUCUCCGAAGAUAAAAUCUCAUGCUUAAAUUCCAACGACGAAUAAUUAUUUUUAAUAUCAUCACUAUCAAAUAAAUUACUUUUACUUAU
Molecule: messenger RNA, 1237 nt
Organism: Maniola jurtina (meadow brown)
Lineage: Eukaryota; Metazoa; Arthropoda; Insecta; Lepidoptera; Nymphalidae
Exons: 2
Coding region: 115-1176 (353 amino acids)
Source: RefSeq, a predicted model, not a curated record